Messenger RNA from Diachasma alloeum, 695 nucleotides. RefSeq lists its product as uncharacterized. NCBI's taxonomy places the organism in Eukaryota, Metazoa, Arthropoda, Insecta, Hymenoptera, Braconidae. The transcript has 2 exons. The coding region runs from base 1 to 576 and encodes 191 amino acids. The record is from RefSeq and is a predicted model, not a curated record.
AUGUCUAUGCAUCAACAAAACGACACCACUCUCGACCUGACUCUCGAUUCCUCCUACUCAGCAGGACAGCAGUUGACCCCUCAAGUCGAUAAAGCAGUCUCAGUUCUAGGUCUCGUGGACAAGGAGAGAAAAUUAUUCAAGAAUCAAUCCAAGGAUUACAAGCGAAGGAUCCAAGAGUUGGAGUCACAGUUGGUUGAGAGUGAACGAGAGGCACGGGAUACGCAGGCAAAGCUGAAGAAGAAAAUCGCAGAGAUCACCGAGAGUCGUGAUGCAGUACGAGAGCAAUUGGCCUCAAUAUUACUGACUCAGGAAUCCUUGGAACGAGACAAGACUGAGCUGAGAACAACACUGAUGAAGCUGCAGUCCACUACGACAUCAUUGUGGAGGAAUAUUCCAGAUCUUCUUGCUAGAACUGGAAAGGCUGCUGAAGAAGUGGAUGAGGAGAGUGAGAUGGAAUCUAGCAUAAAGGUGGAGGAUUCGUCCAUGGACAUCCCAACUCCAAAGAAGAAUCAACAGCCUGUAUUGAAUGAAUCACUUGAUUCUUCAAUGAUGUACUUCAGUCCAGACGGUAGAUAAACAUGAGAUAGUGGGCUCAACAUGAGUUACUCGACAAGAUACUUUAUCUUUUUUUCACGCAUUCUUUCUUUACUGCAUUUCUUCGUUGUAUGAAUGAAUAAAUAGUUACUGAGAGUUGA